Messenger RNA from Capsaspora owczarzaki ATCC 30864, 1614 nucleotides. RefSeq lists its product as hypothetical. The transcript has 3 exons. Bases 1 to 1614 code for a protein of 537 amino acids. Lineage: Eukaryota; Filasterea; Ministeriida; Capsasporidae. The record is from RefSeq and is a predicted model, not a curated record.
AUGGCCUCCAGUUCCAACUCGGCACACCCCGCAGCUGCAGCGGCUGGCUUAUCUCCGUCUGACUCGUCUGCUGCCUCCGAGGAGGACGACUUCUUGAAACGCUUCGAGUCUUUCUCGCUUGCACUGCGCCCUGCCAAGCCUGCGCCUCCGCCGCUCGACCCUGCGGAUGUCAUGCGCAAGUACGAUGAGCUGGCUAAAGCUGUGGCCAACCUCUCACUCAAGGAGGUGAAGACAGAUGUCGAGGGCGUCGUCGAGAAGGUCAAGCCGCUUUACACCGCGGUUGGAGUGGUGAACGACUAUAUCGACUACGCGUUGACCAUGUUUCCCACCCUGACCCCGAUGUCAGCCCAGUUUUGUCUCGAUUCCAUUCAGAGACCCGUCAAAACCUACCGCAAGGAGGUUGAAGCCAAAAGAAGGGCAAGCAAGCGCACGACAGGGUCUCCUGCCCCUGCGACUGCCGCUUCGGCACCUGCCAUCCGACCGAAUUUUGUCAUCACAACCAUGAACGGACAGCCGCUACUCGUGGUUGAAGUCAAGUGCCCGACGACCCACCGGGUCAAAGGCAUGUAUGUCUACAAAGGUGGGGAUUUGGAGCCCCGCGAAGUGCCGGACAACAACCCCGAUCCGGAUGCUGUCAAGCACAAUACAACCCUCGGGCACCUGCAAGGCCAGCUGUACGACUACCUGCGCUCGUUUCACAAGGACUUGGGCAUGGUGCCGUACUUUGGCAUCCUCACGACGUACCACGAGUGGGCAGUUUACUGGCUCGCCGACGACAUGGAACAACACCUUCAAGACACUCCCUCCUGCACGACCGAGUGCGCGACUGUUUCGGACGUCGGCGAGUUCAAGAAGAUCAUUCUUGAACUCGAGAGACGAGCAACCGCCACGACAGACGCGCAGUGGCCAUCGCUCAAAGAUGUUCCCACGUUUGGCGACGUGUACAAACCAGCAACAACUUCAGCGAAGGUGUUUCAACAAGGCGAAGCGACGCGCCGCCUCAUCCGCACGCGCGUGUUCAAGUGGAACGAUCCCGACCUCGUCAACGUGUUGCAGAACGUCAUUUUCAAGGCCUAUCACCUGUCGCAACUGCGCUUCCACCCUCAUUUCGGUGAAAGCUCCUCGUGCCUACUCUACAGUAACAACCAGCUUACACAGACCAGAACGCAUGGCCGCGUUCAGUUGGACUUCAACACCUUCUCCAACAAGGUCGUUCGAUCUGGGUACAUUUUUGGAGGCCCAAAGCCGACCAACGUUUACUGCUUUGUUGACCUCGGUCGCGGACGUGACGGCCAUGCAUGGCUUGCGAGCCCGUACACCAAACUGAACCACGGUGUCUGUGUCCUGAAGGAUGAUCAUGUCCGGCUUUGCGAGGAUGAGGAACGUCGUCCCAUUCUGGUUGCAGCCGCGCGUGCAGUUGAACACAUGGCUUCGCUUGGCUACCGACACAAAGACGUGCGCUGGCGUCACGUCGGUAUCUACCGUAUCAUGGGCGACGACACGUUGUAUGCGGUGCUGAUCGACUUGUCCGAUGUGGAAAAGGUCUCCGACAAAGCCGAAGCCAGAAAAGGCAUGCUCGCGAAACUUGACAUUGACGAAAGCCUCUUAGAAUAG